AUGCCGCCCAGCGCCAUGCGUCUGCAGCCACAAAACGCGUCGCUGUCGUCCACCGUCAAGACGCCGCCCAAGUCGUCGCUCGGUCUGCCGCCUCGGCCAAUCGCCGCCAGCGGCCACGCGCCAAGUGCCACGCGCUCUCGCACGCAGAGUCUCCCCAGUAUACACAAGCAGCAGCCACUACAGCAGCAGCAGCAGCAGUUGGUGCUGGACCGCCGUCUCUUUUCCCGCUUGGAGCAAGUGACGAGUGAAGUGGCGCAGCUGGAGCGUCUCGAGCGCUUGAACGUGGCCGAGGAGUCGCGGACGACGACGACAGACGGGGAUGACGCGAUGGACAGUUGUCUCGAGCCGUAUCCGGAGCUGGUGGUCGUGCAGACGGAGCUGCAGCAGGCGCGACGGCGGUCGCUGCGUCUCCGCGAGGACCAGAAGCUCAUGACGCAGACGCUCGAGGCGCGGCAGGAGCGCACGGGGCUGAAAAAGUACGUGGCGCUGGCCACGGGGUCGUUUAAGCAGCACAAGAGGAAGACGGAGGCACUCAAGAAGACGCUGGGACAGCACAUGGCUGACGCGGUGCGCGCGGACGCUGAGCUGGAGCUGCUGGAGAGACGGUCGAGUACGCUCGUGGGCGAGUGGAAACGCCGCUCGUCAUUUUCCAUGACCUCGAGACGGAGCGCGCGACGGAGUAGCAGCAGCAGCAGUAGUACUGGCUACUGUGGGGUUCUUGUCGGUCAGCCGGAAGGCGAGGACGACGUGGAGCAGAGGGCGAGCUGGACCACUGGAGACGGUGACGUUGAUGGUGGCUACUUUAACGAGGAAGACGAAGAAGAAGAAGAAGGGGAGGACAUGGAAGUUGCUGAACGACUGGAGAAAUUGGAGAGGGAGAAACAGAGGUUGCUGAGUCAUUUGCUGCGGACACUGCGACUUCCAGAUGCCAUUCGGAUGCAUACGAAUGUAGCCAUGUACGUCUCGGAAGUGCAGGCGUGCGAGUCGAUCAAGAAACAGAUCGACCGUGCAGUUGGACUGUAUCAACAGGCACUGCAGUUGCUGCGGAUGGCGAUGGCGACGGUCGUGUCGUCACAGUACUCGGGCUCGGCGAGGGAGUUUGCCACGGGUCCGUUCGCUCUCACAGUGGAAGCUGGUCAGCUCAUGAAAGCAGCGGCGAUUGGGCUUCAGCCUGAAGCUCGUCGCAGGUACCGGCAGUUCACGCCCGAGCUACAGACGCUGCGUCUGCCCAAGUUCCCUCAAGUCGUGAGCGACUUUGUGCGACGGGCACGAACGACUUUUGAUCCACGCAGUGCAUUGGCACAGGAGACGGUGAGGCGCCUUCCGGCCUGCGAGACUACCAUGGUGAUGACACACAAGCUCGUGAUUGAGAAACUUGAGCUGCUCGACCGAUGGAAACAGACGGUUGAAGCGGACCAGGCCCAUGCACUCGAUGCGCAGCGUCGUCUCGAGACGCAUUUGCAGCAGCGUCUCACCGUCCUGGCUCGAUCUAUGUCAGUCUGA
Peronospora matthiolae is the source of this 1503-nucleotide messenger RNA. NCBI's taxonomy places the organism in Eukaryota, Oomycota, Peronosporomycetes, Peronosporales, Peronosporaceae. The record is from the annotation of a GenBank genome assembly.